Ochotona princeps (American pika) is the source of this 1694-nucleotide messenger RNA. RefSeq names its product haloacid dehalogenase like hydrolase domain containing 5 (gene HDHD5). NCBI's taxonomy places the organism in Eukaryota, Metazoa, Chordata, Mammalia, Lagomorpha, Ochotonidae. Bases 107 to 1342 code for a protein of 411 amino acids. Gene Ontology annotation, biological process: glycerophospholipid biosynthetic process. Gene Ontology annotation, cellular component: mitochondrion. The transcript has 8 exons. The record is from RefSeq and is a predicted model, not a curated record.
CCGACAGGGCGCGCGCUCCUACUGGCCGCCGAUUGGCUGCACGCCUGGCCGGCUGCGCACCGCCCUGGGCUGGCACAGUGGGCGCGUGAGCGCAGCCGGCAGCCGGAUGGCUGCGCUCCGCCGGGCAGCGCGGCUGUGCGCGGCCGUGGGGUUCCGGGGGUGUUGCCCGGUCAGGGGCUACGCCGGGGGCCCUGCUCAGAGCCCGCCCACGUUUGGGUUUUUAUUGGACAUCGAUGGAGUGCUGGUGCGGGGCCACCGCGUGAUCCCUGCAGCUCUGGAAGCCUUCCACAAGCUGCGCAACGCCCAGGGACAGCUGCGGGUGCCUGUGGUCUUUGUCACGAACGCCGGGAACAUCCUACAACAUGGCAAAGCCAAAGAGCUGUCAGACCUGUUGGGAUGCAAGGUGGACCCAGAUCAAGUGAUUCUCUCCCACAGCCCGCUGAAGCUCUUCUCCCAGUACCAUGACAAGCGAAUGCUGGUGUCUGGGCAGGGACCCCUGGUGGAAAAUGCCCAAGCAUUGGGCUUCCGGAACGUGGUUACUGUGGACCAGUUGCGGGCGGCCUUCCCUGUGCUUGACAUGGUGGAUCUUGAGAGGCGGCCGAAGACCACGUCCCUACCAAGGAAUGACUUCCCAGCCAUUGAAGGGGUACUGCUCCUUGGGGAGCCGGUUCGCUGGGAGACGAAUCUGCAACUGAUCAUGGACGUCCUCCUCAGCAACGGGAACCCUGGGACGGGCCUUGCCACAGACCCCUACCCUCACCUCCCUGUGCUAGCCAGCAACAUGGACCUCCUGUGGAUGGCAGAAGCCAAGAUGCCCAGGUUUGGCCAUGGCACUUUCCUGCUGUGCCUGGAAACCAUUUACCGGAAGGUGACGGGCAGAGAGCUGAGAUAUGAGGGCCUGAUGGGCAAACCCAGCAUCCUCACCUACCAGUACGCGGAAGAGCUGAUCAGACAGCAGGCUGAGCGCCGGGGCUGGGUUGCCCCCAUCAGGAAACUCUAUGCUGUGGGCGACAACCCCAUGUCUGAUGUCUACGGUGCUAACCUGUUCCACCGGUAUCUGCAGACAGCGAAACGUGAUGGGUCAGAGGCGCUAGGGGCUGGGGGCCUGCAGAAGCAGCAGCCUCCGGCCACCCAGAGCUGCAUCUCCAUCCUGGUAUGCACGGGUGUGUAUAGUCCCAGGGAUGUGGUGUGCGGAGGCCCUGGCCUGGGAGGUGGCGAGCUGCCCUUCCAUGGGCACCGGGACUUCAGCUUCAGUCCUGGCCUCCUGGAGGCCUCCCACACUGUGAAGGAUGUCCAUGAGGCGGUACAGCUGGUUUUCCGUGAGGAGGGCUGGGCUUUGUAGUAACGAUGGCGUGGGCUCCCGGCCUCUGCCUGCUGCCCUGCAAGUGUGAUGUCGGUGGUCACUCGGAGGAGACGAUGGAUGUUUGGGCAGCAGAACAGAAGCAAGCCCUGCAGGGGGCGGAGGCCCUCUCACGGCGGACCCUCAGGACUUUCUAAACCCAGUUCCUGGCCAGCUCUCCUGGCCGACCUCAGGCAGCCCUUUUACUUCUGUGCCUCGGUUUCUUCCUCAUCUGAGAAGGGACUUGUGGAAGAUGGGGAGGCUGUGUGGUGCUCGAUGUGGAAACUGCUGCCACCCUUCUGCCCUCCUUGGUGGAGCCACCAUGGGUCAGCCAGUUGCAUGACUCACACGCUAA